Molecule: messenger RNA, 1568 nt
Organism: Coccidioides immitis RS
Lineage: Eukaryota; Fungi; Ascomycota; Eurotiomycetes; Onygenales; Onygenaceae
Exons: 6
Coding region: 261-1313 (350 amino acids)
Molecular function (GO): protein binding
Source: RefSeq, a predicted model, not a curated record
AGGAUAGCGAUACCACAAGCUGAACGCGGUGUUGUUCCUCUUUUAAAUAACUGAUGACGACGCCAGUUGGAUCCUUUUUGUAUUUUCCUGUCUUCUCUUUUGCCCCAUUCGCGUCAUAUGUUUAGACACUCUUUACUCUGUACUGCGCUUGAAUAUAAAUCUCAGGGCCUUCGACGUAUUAUUUAGAGACUAGAGAAACCCAUUUGUCGCAGUUUCGUCUUUGAGGAGAAACUCGACCCGUUAGGCGCCAAUAGCUAAAUAUGUCUUUGAAAGGUCUUCUACGAAAGAAAAAUAAAAGUGACAACCGCCCGCAGGCAUCCUCUACUGGUCUACUGGCGCCACCGGAAUUCAAAUUCAUUAGAUCGGAUACAUAUACGCAGGAAGACAUCGAGCCACCUAGUUUUGGCGACUCGCCACUGACAAGUCACUCGGAAGCCAGAUAUGCCGGUUCCUUACACUGUUCGUCCAGUGCCUCCAACAAUGGAUCUCUUUGCCAUGAGCAGUCGCCGCAAAGGGAGAAGGAUACGAGGCGUAUCUCUCACCGUCUGCGUUUGGGUCGAAGGUCCAGAUCUGGCAGCGCUUCUUCCGUGAAUAUUCCCACCGACCUACCGUCGGUCGCAAAUGAUAGUGAUGCACAGGAGCGAGAGGCUCAAUGGGAAAAGCGAGCGACACUGUUGGCGCAGGGGCCCAUUAGCGUGAGGCCGUCAUCACCUCUGUCUCCCCAUCAGCGACCGCGAAGCCCCAGCACUGGAAGAUUAAGUGGUCGGGAGGAUGAUGUGGAUAUCCAAGAGGCUAUUCGACUACACGAGGCAGGGGAGCUGACCAGGUCAACCGAGAUGUUCAAGUGCCUUGCCGACCCAAACGGCCAAAAUAAUGCGCUGAGCCAAGUCCUUUACGGCCUGGCGCUCAGGCACGGAUGGGGAUGUGAGCGUAAUCCUGAAUCGGCUGUCACAUAUCUCUCGGCGGCGGCAGCAAAUUGCGCCUCCAUUGAAGCGGAAGCGUUAAACGCCGGAAUAAAAAAAGGCGGAUCAGCAAAAGGCGAGCUAGUUCUAGCCAUUUUUGAGCUAGCCAACUGUUUGCGUCAUGGCUGGGGCAUAGCAAAGGAUCCAGUGGCUGCCAGGCAGUAUUACGAAACUGCGGCCAAUCUAGGCGACACUGAUGCGAUGAACGAAGUUGCAUGGUGCUAUCUUGAAGGAUUCGGGGGGAAAAAGGAUAAAUACGUAGCUGCAAAGUACUAUCGUCUGGCAGAAGAGAAUGGAAGUAAAACUCUUGGUAACACAUGGAUAUGGAAAGAAAAAUACAAUUCCAAAUGAAUAGACCCGUUUCGGUCAUGGUAUAUCGCCAUUUAUUUUGUCUUGAGAGUUUCGGGCGUAUAUGCCUCGGGGUUGCUUCACUUGGAAUUUGAUUUCAAUAAGCAAUAAUGACUUGGCAUCUGUACACAUUGAAGAUUAUUUCAUUUUUGUUGGGCGUAUUCAUGUAGGCCUGCAAUAUUGGGAGACUUAAGGGUGGUACAAUAUCUUUAUGCAUAAUCAUUUUUAUAUAGUCUGCAUGACAUUCUUUUGAAAGCA